GAUAUUUCUGCGUAGAUUUUCGCUAAAUAUGCUGGAGCAUGAUAUUAUCCGAAACGCGGAUUAGAGAAAAGAUAAAGGAAAACUCAUCUGCGCUAAAUUAAACCUGCAAUUUUGUUUCGACGUUUGAAAUAUGGAAGCAGGAAUCAACGUUGAAGAAAUUUUCAACGCCAAGACGAAAAAUCUGGAAGACGAUUCUGAAUACGCAACAGCUGCAAUUGAAACCUUAGAAGAAGUCCUUAAGAAUAGCAAACCAACAACUCUAAGGGAAGUUUUAGAAACGCUAAGGAAAUCCAUCAAGGAAAUCUACUUUCCUGAAAACUCAACAGAUUCUAAGGAAACAAGCAAUGAAGACCGAGUGAAUGUGAAAAAGUAUGGACCCGACGAUUUACCUCUCUCCGUCAUAUCGGCCUGCGAAUUGUUCGGCCUCUACAUCACACUUUCUAAAGGAGCUCUAGAAAAUCCUGACAUGGACAAGUGUCUGAAAAUUAUCCAAGAAAGGGCGCGCCACUUCCUUAAGUCAUUGCAGGACGGGAGAGACAGGCUGCCAAAAUUCUUCCUUCCAACUUUAAGAAAUGGAGGGAGGUACAUGACCUAUUCUCUGUCAAACACCGUGGUCAGAACUCUGACUCAGGCUGCAGAAAAGGGCCUUCAUUUUACAGUUUAUGUUGCAACAGGAGCGCCUCGCAAUAAAGGAGAUCUGAUGGCAACUCUACUGCGCAACGUUUCAAAGCAGCACGACUACGCAAUUACUGUGCACGUCAUUCCCGACGUGGCUGUGCCCAUCGAGAUGGAAAAGGUCAAUGGCGUCAUCGUCGGCGCAGAGAGUGUCACUGCCAACGGCGGUAUCCUGAACCACACGGGCACUUUCAACCUGGCCCUUGCAGCUGCUCACUUCAAGAAACCGGUCUACGUCCUUGCCGAGAGCUACAAAUUCAUGCAAAUGUUUCCCGUCAACCAAGCUGACGUUCCCAGAGAGCUGGAGCGAUUUAUUUCUCAUCGAACGGGGAAGAAUGUUGUGGUGAAGCCUUACACUUUGGAUUACACGCCGCCCGAGUACAUCUCGAUGAUUUACACGGACGCUGGCGCCUUUACGACUGCGGCGGUGAGCGAGAGACUUCUGGAGCUGUACACUUGAAAAGGUCUAAUUUUGCUCUCUGCAUUAAAAGUACUUUAUUUCUCAUAUCAAACCUCAAACCUUUUUAUUGGUUCUUUGCUUGAAAAUGAGUAGAAUUCAAACACUUUUCGAUUUAUCAUUUUAUUAAAAUCUGUUUGAUGAUUCUUAUUACAAAAUUGUAAAGGAAGAACACAGAAUUAUUAUAGUUAAGUACAAAGUUAUAUGAUGGCAGUUUGCCUCGAGGCUUCGUGCAAUUGAUUUACAACUCUGAAGAUUUCGUCAAACUUGGGUCGAUUUUCCGACUCGUAUGCCCAGCACUUAAGCAUUAUUUGGUACAUUUCGGGCGGCGUUCCCUCUGGAGCGGGCAUUCGAUAUCCUGAUGUCACAAAAUUUAUUAAGGGCAACAUCUUUAAAACUGAAAUUACCUUCGUCGAUUCUCUCUCUGGCUUGACUGUUGCUCAUGCCGUUGUAUGGGACUCCUCCCUUGGCAAAAAUCUCCCAAGCUAAAACUCCAUAGCUCCAAACAUCACACAGA
Molecule: messenger RNA, 1649 nt
Organism: Neocloeon triangulifer
Lineage: Eukaryota; Metazoa; Arthropoda; Insecta; Ephemeroptera; Baetidae
Gene: eIF2Balpha
Product: translation initiation factor eIF-2B subunit alpha
Exons: 8
Coding region: 131-1135 (334 amino acids)
Biological process (GO): translational initiation
Cellular component (GO): eukaryotic translation initiation factor 2B complex
Molecular function (GO): guanyl-nucleotide exchange factor activity; translation initiation factor activity
Source: RefSeq, a predicted model, not a curated record